UGAUUAGCACUCGCUCGAUCAGUGGAGUCCGGAUCAUUGACGGCGCUUGAUCGUCGUUCUCGCGAAACCCAUCGAUCCCUCUCGUGGCGUGGCGAAACCGCUGAAGGCACAUUCGCGAUCUUUGAGAUCGGUGAUUGCAGAAGGAGGAGAAGAUCUCCAGAGAGAUUCAGCGAUAUUAAAAAGAAAUUAUCUGACUGAUUUUGAAAUUACAUAUACUCGAGCUGAAACUCGCACGUAAGAGGAAAAGAGAGAAGGAGACAGAGAGAGAGAGAGAGAGAGAUUACUCGUGAAAAUUGGAGCUCACCGCGAUUCAGAGGUUCCACUCUAAAAUUAAGCAAUUAGCUCGAGCGAGAAACUUUUUGAACUCGGCGAGAUUAUUCUGCGGAGAAGCGGGGACUAAUUAACGGCUCGCGAUAUGCCGCUGUUUAUUUGUGUGUGCCGCGCGAUAUAAAAAGCGCGUUUAUUUCGAAGCGGUCGCUGAAUAUCGAGACUGUAGCCGACACGAGCCGCGUCGCGGCUAUCGCUUGAUUUUGCGUCAAUCGAUUUUUCAUUAUUAUCACUGAUAUCACGCGGCUGACACAGUAGCCAGCAGUGAUGAAUCGCCCCGCCGACGGGACGGACAUUUGAGAUACGAAGAGCUCACGAGAUCUCGAGACGUCGGGAGGUCGAAAGUGCCGGGAACGUCUUCUACAAUCGACACGAGGACAAUCGGGACGAGGCGCGCCCCACCAAUCGCUCCGACAACGCUACAAAAGAGUUUAGAACUCUCGGUCUUUAUAACCGCCAGGUAGUUUCCGUGAAGUUGCUGUAAAGUGAAGAGUCGAGAAAGGACACGCCCCGAGGGUUCCCGGGCCGGUUUCGCCGUCCGUACAGUUACAAUCAAACACGAGACAGAGACAUCGAUCUGAAACUGUGAUAACGUGACUAACAUUUACGUAGCGCGAUUACGAAGCAAGGCCGCUACGUGCGAAGCACCCGCGGCAACUGUACAUUACGAGUUAGUAGCUUGCUCGACGGUAGUGAUUCUGGUAGUGAUCGUCAGGGACUCGAGCGACAAACAUGUUCCUCAAAGAGAUGUUCAUACUGGCCCAAGCGGCCAACAUCAUGGUCAACUUGAAUGACACCGCGAAUGUCACCACAACCGAGAACAUCAGCACCACGACCUUGUCACCGGAGGAGAAGGAGAACAAGUUCAGCGUGGAUGACGAAUGGUACAUGUGGCGAUGCUACGUGCCGUACGGCUGCUUUUACAUCGGUUCACCCUGGUCCGGGGACAAACGGCCGGUGUCCAUGUUCCCGGUUCGCCCGGACGUCAUCAACCCUCGUUACCUCCUCUACACGAGGGAGCUGGGCGAGCACUACCAUAAGCUGAAGAUCGAUCGCUUCAAGACGAUCCAGGAGGCGCCUCUGAAGAAGGACAAAAACUUGUACUUCAUCAUUCACGGAUUCCUCGAGAACGGCGAUAAGACCUCUUGGAUCUUGAGGAUGGUGAAGGAGCUGCUGAUACGGGAAGACUGCAACGUAGCGGUCGUUAAUUGGAUCCGCGGAGCCGAACCACCCUACACGCAGGCGGUGGCGAACACGAGACUGGUGGGCGCGAUGACGGCUCGCCUGGCUCAUCAACUCAUCACCGUCGGCGGGAUCGCGCCCGAGAAGAUGCACAUCAUCGGACACAGCCUGGGUGCUCACACCGCCGGUUACGUGGGUUACUAUCUGAGGACGAGCUACAAUCACAUCCUCGGGCGAAUCACAGGCCUUGAUCCGGCGGAACCGCACUUCAGCAACACCUCGCCGCUGGUCCGGUUGGAUCCGACUGACGCCACGUUCGUGACGGCCAUUCAUACCGAUUGCAAUCCUUUUAUCAGCGGCGGCCUCGGCAUCACGCAACCGGUGGCACACAUCGAUUUCUACCCGAACGGCGGCCGCAAUCAGCCCGGCUGUAACGAGGGUGUGCUCAAUUCCAUCAGCAUGGAACGCGGCAGUCUCAUUCUAGGAAUCAAGAGGUUUCUCAGCUGCAAUCACAUCCGCAGCUACGAGUACUUCAUCGAGAGCAUCAACAGCCCGUGCCCGUUCUUAGCCAUACCCUGCAGUUCCUGGGACAAAUUUCAAGAGGGCGGCUGCUUCGACUGUAAAAACCAAUACUGCCCGAGGUUCGGGCUGGACGCUCAACCUGGAAAUUACGAAGCGUCCGUGUACCUGAUGACCGGAGGCUCCAAGCCGUUUUGCAAAGCCCACUAUAAGGUGACGAUCAACAUCUCGAAGACGAACGAAAGCAUGUCGCAUGGCGGCGAGGUCGGCGUAUUCAUGGUGCUCGUGAUCGGCGCGAACGGCAAGAAGACCGAGAGGAUGCAGCUGAGCUCGACAUCCAAGUACUACGAGCCAGGCAGCACGCACACCGUGGUGCUGCCCGGGAACAUUGUGGACAAGCCGCAGUCGGCGGAGAUCACCUGGGUGUACAAGACCUCGUUCUUCAACCCGCUCACGUGGCGGCUGUUUCAGUCGCGGGUCUACUUGGACUCGUUGACCAUCGACAACCUCGAGACCGAUCACAGCAUAACCCUGUGUCCGGACGAGACGAAGACGCUGUUCGCGAACGAGACGAAGAUCCUGACCUCGGAAAAGUGCCACCUUACGAAGCGCAACGAGAUCUCCACGUGAGAAACCAUCGAACGAAACCUGCAUCGUAUUCUUCUUUUCCUCGCAGCUCGGACUCGAGAUGCGGUGUAAUCGCGGCGAUCGGAGACUUCAAGGUCGCGUAAGAACGUAAUCUCUCCGUGCGCCUUCGCACGGAAAAUGGACGAGGCUCGUCCUCGGUACGUCGCGGCGCGACAGACUCGACUCGUCGGGUUUACAUCUCAAUAUCGAGCCGCGAAAUGCCGAGUCUGCUCGGCAACACGUUGAUCAUUAUUAGCCAAAGGACUCUCGCGAGUCCUGAAGCGUGUUAUUUAUUUUUCUCACGUAGAUAAGAGUAAGAAAAGAAAAGCGCGAUCCCACCGGAGCGGGAUGUCUCGAAAUAUCAGAUUAGUGGCAUAUUCGCCGUUCAGAUAAUCGCAGAGAAAUCGCACGGCCGGCCUUACCAGGACGAGAAUCGUUCUCGUUUCACCGCGGGCGCGAGGACUCCGCGGCGUUUCCGUCUCGAACCGAGUUCGCGGCUGUCAUAGGUGAACAGCCGGUCGUGCGAAGGACCGCGAGUCGCGCAUAAUAGCGGCGGUUUUCCUCGAGACCAAUGGCAAAGUCACGAUCCUUUCACUAACAUUAUGCGCUCGUGGCUUCUCUCUCUCUCUCUCUCUCUCGCUCUCGCUCUCUCUCUCUCUCGCUCUCUCGCUCUCGCUCUCUCACUCUCUCGCUCUGUCUCUCUAUCUUUCUCCACUCUGUUCUAUCUGUAUGAACGCUUUCCUCAUCCUGCCGGAUGCUUUCAUGCGAAGCGACGCUGUCGUCAUCGUCGUCGUCCUCGAUGUCCUCGCGCUCGCAUCGAUAGUCGCACCGCCGCAGCCACAAUAGCGACCGUGAGCGUUGCAUUUUUCUCGUCCGUGUCUCGGAGCUAAUGUUAAGAUGAGCGUAACUAACGCCGCUUAACGACGUCUCGCUUCGGUGUCGAAGGUCUCGCGGUGACGCGGGAACGGCAAUAAAGGAGAGACAGCGAAGAGAGAAGAGCUACACCGCGCUACUGGAAUCAGCGCGCAAACACGCGUGCUCGAUUAUUCCGUUUUAGCGACAACACCGGCGCGUUGCGCGCCGGGUCCCCGUCAUUUCGUAAUUCCGCGCCGUCACGUCGAGGCUGUCACGUUGAGCAACGCGAAGUGGGCCGAACAAACGAAGACGCGCGACCGCCGCGCGUCAUCCUCCAAUUCGCGCUUCGAUUUCUCGCCUUUGUACACGUGCGCUCACGUUUGCACAACGAUUUUCACACGUUUUCUUCCGGCUCUCCAAGUUGAAGGCGCAUCAAACGCUCACGAUUGCGAGCCGCAGCCCGCGGCUUUGCUUGCGGUAAGAAUCGAGUAACAGCACGUGCGAGUGCAACGACUUUUUAUCGUCGUCUUACCCGACAGAAAGAUGUACGACAAAAAUAUUGGCAAUUUUUUCCCCGAAUUCUCCGUUGCGGUUGAUACCUCGGACGUGUAUUGCUAUAAUAUCGCUUUAGUCCCUGUGAUGAUAGAUUACCGUACAGGUGCGUGGCAGGUAGCGCGGCUCGCGAUCGUAUAACAAUUUCACGCGCUUCUAACUCCGUCGGGAGAAAAAAUGUGUGCAAACGACUUCGCUUUGCACGCACACGUGUCCGACUGAAUGUCAAAACUUUCAUGAUGGACGAGGGGCAAACGUUUCCCGAGUGUGUGAAACAAGUGUGUGUGUGUGUGUGUGUGUGUGUGUGUGUGAGAGAGAGAGAAAGAUAUCGAAUAGUUUAGAUCGAAAAAAUGUUUAUAUUAAGUAAAAUUCAACGCGAUCUAUUUAAUUGCUAACGAGCGCGUACGUAUUUAUACAUACGCAUACGCACACAGAUACUCCACCGCUUAAUGCGUAUUACCGGAUAGAUAUAAUAGUAAGACUAUAGAAUAAUCGUAUUACUUAUGAUAAGAGACAUGUACAUAGAAAUAAAACGCGUUCACGAAGCAUUACGCCUUCA
This is a messenger RNA of Harpegnathos saltator (Jerdon's jumping ant), 4621 nucleotides long. Its product is annotated as pancreatic lipase-related protein 2. Gene Ontology annotation, biological process: lipid catabolic process. NCBI's taxonomy places the organism in Eukaryota, Metazoa, Arthropoda, Insecta, Hymenoptera, Formicidae. Bases 1060 to 2658 code for a protein of 532 amino acids. The transcript has 7 exons. The record is from RefSeq and is a predicted model, not a curated record. Gene Ontology annotation, molecular function: lipase activity.